UGAAAAUGCCUUUGUAGGAAUAUUUGGUAAAUAUUUUACACGAUAUUCUUCAUGUAGUAAUUUUUAUCAAUGUCAUUUUAGUGGAGACAAUUCAUAUAAUAUAUUAACAAAUAUUUUUAAUGAUGCUAUGUGGGGAGAACGAGAUUAUGAUAAUGGUCAACUUAGUUGGAUUAAAUUAGUAGACGAAAUGAAUU
Messenger RNA from Racocetra persica, 194 nucleotides. The record is from the annotation of a GenBank genome assembly. Lineage: Eukaryota; Fungi; Glomeromycota; Glomeromycetes; Diversisporales; Gigasporaceae.